Messenger RNA from Hylaeus volcanicus, 4635 nucleotides. RefSeq names its product tyrosine-protein kinase Dnt (gene dnt). NCBI's taxonomy places the organism in Eukaryota, Metazoa, Arthropoda, Insecta, Hymenoptera, Colletidae. Gene Ontology annotation, biological process: multicellular organism development; protein phosphorylation; cell surface receptor protein tyrosine kinase signaling pathway. Gene Ontology annotation, molecular function: ATP binding; protein tyrosine kinase activity. Bases 1361 to 3022 code for a protein of 553 amino acids. The record is from RefSeq and is a predicted model, not a curated record. The transcript has 8 exons. Gene Ontology annotation, cellular component: signaling receptor complex.
CCUGCGCAAUCUCCCUCCCACUUUGGCUCGUCCUUCUCCUGGCUCGCUCUGGCACUUAGGCGGGGUGUGUUCUCUCUCUAUUCGACCGUAAGACCCGUAAUAACGACGUUCGGUAAUCAAGCUUUGAUAGACCAGAGAGAGGAGAAACAAAAGGAGGAUCCGAGAUUCGUAAAGGCUAACGUGGGCGUUCUUCACGUUCGGAGCAGAUCUCGAAUUAUGUAAAUGGCCAGCGCGGAAAUUAUAGUAAACUGUACGGCCGAUUAUGUGCCAAGCUUCGUUCUGUGAUCUCGGUUACGCGGGUUUCGAUCAUUUUCUUGGAGUUUCCAUCGGCUCGUGAUGAUGACUGUUGUUCAUAACUCCAAAACAAAUUGAACUUGACAGUUUUCACCUGUAAAAGAAAUGAUGAAAAAAGUCAAGACAAAAGCAAAAAAAGUAUCCGAAAGAAGGCCUUUCUAAAAAAAUUCAAUAACAUUUCGCGCGCAAUCGUGGAAAAUGCAACAAGUAACAUCCGAUGGAACAAAACAAAAGUGCGCGCGGCGCGCCGCGCGUUCCACUACCCCCAUUUUCGCCGACGUCCACCGAACGUAACUUUAAAUUUAAACCGUAAACCGCUUUACCAGGCGACACGGGGUAUCUUCCCAAAAAAGAAACGCGGCUCGAUCGUUCCCCGGGCGUCGUAAAUCUCGCUGUGGUGUUUGCGAAUCGCGAUUUUAAUUCUCCUCUUUGCCCCCGACGCUUCGAAACAACCGAGGCCAUCCGAUCCGCGCGACUCCUGGACCGAGCAUCUUUCGUGGGUGGACUUCGGCUCGGUUCGGUGGUUCUCGGUUCGGUUCGGGUACGCGACGAGCCUGCGUCGACCUCGGUCGACCCAUGGCGGUCGGAGCACACAACUGGUUGUGGCUUUCGCGAGGCAGGUAUGUCGUGCGCUCCUUCGUGCGUGCAUUCUUGCCACUUCGCGUCAUCUGUUUUCCGUGCGAAAUUUUCGUUCUACGUUUAACGAGCGUUGCCACAACCACGCGUAACGCGUUAUCAAUCGUCUUAUCAGUCACCCGCGAGUGCCCUUAGUCGAUUAAACGCGAUUUUCAUGCGACGGGAACUGUCAAAAGUUCCGAUCGGUUGGAAGAGGCUGAAACGGAGAGCAGUACCAACGCAGUUUAUUUUCAACCGUGCGUAAAUUCCGUACCGGAAUAACGCGCUGUCACGUGUGCCUACGCCCGUGAAAUCCGUCGGAAAUUUACCAUAACGCGCGGAUCAUGAAUCGAGUUAGAAGACUUUAAUGUUGCUCCAAAGCGUGUAACGUAACGCGGUGUUUACGUGUGCGACGUAACGUACGAGACCGGUUAAGCACGUGGUGGACACGAUGCUCCUAAAAUUGGCAGUGCUGCUGUCCGUCCUCGUGAGGCCAGGUGCAAGUUAUUUCAACCUCUUCCUCAGCCAGGCAGAAGUGCGGAAACUAAUGGGCCUCCAGGCGGAAUUGUAUUACGUGAGGGAGGGCGUUAUAAACGAGUAUGCAAUUAAAUUCGUCGUACCAGUGCCGGCGCAAGUUCACAAGCUGCAUUUCACUUGGGAAAAUCUCGCUGGCAGGCCGUUACCCUACGCGAUGACGGUGGACAUCAGCAAUCCGUCAGCGUUGAGCAGUUCCUUGAACAUAUCUCAGGCCGGGGAGAUCCCCGUGGGUGGUCUCCAAACUUGGGCCUUGGCGUUGCAUUGCGGACCGUACGACGCGGAAGUCGACCUGAGCCUUCGCAUAAACGUCUCCUUGUCGAGACGGAACACGACGAGCCUGGACUUCAGACGGAAGAAAAUAUGCCUGAAGGAUAAGAGCAACGUGGGCACGGAAGAGGUUCUCGUGGCUGCUUCCGGAUCCACUUCCGGCGGACAAGUGUUCUACGCUGCCAUCGGCUGCGCCUGCGCCUUCAUCGCUGCCAUUUUCGUUCUGGUUAUCGCUUACUACGUUCGCGAUAAAAAGGCCAGGAGGCAUCGCGACCCUCUUCAGGAAUCAAGAGGACUCAGUUCCGCGUGCAGCGUGGAAAGAAGCACAGGAGUCGGUCCUGCGCAGACAUUUUUGUCUUCCGAAACUCCUCCGCCAGCGUCUGCAACUUCUACCUCCACUUACAGAAGAUUGGACGAUCGACCUAGCCGAGAACUGCACGAGAGAAUCCAGGAAAUCACCGUUCAGAGAUGCAGGGUACGCCUUCUCAGCAUCGAAAUGGAAGGCACAUUCGGUCGCGUGUACAGAGGCAGUUAUCACGAGGAGGGCGCGUCUUCCCCCAGGGAUGUCCUAGUGAAAACUGCUGCCGAGCAUGCAUCCCAGUCGCAAGUCGCCCUGCUCCUGCGCGAGGGUUUAGCGCUGUACGGUUUAAGUCAUCCCGCGCUGCUCCCCGUUUUGGGUGUUUCCAUCGAGGACAGAAGCGCGCCGUUCCUUUUGUACCCACACACCGGCUACAAGAACAUGAAGAGGUUCUUGCUGAGGUGCAAGCUGAGCAGCGAGGGGCCACCGAGGGCUCUCACCACGCAAGAAGUCGUGGAAAUGGCCCUUCAGGCUGCCAAAGGGGUCCAGUAUCUUCACAGAAAGAGACUGGUGCACAGAGACCUGGCCGCCAGGAAUUGCGUCGUGGACGAUGAUCUGAGGGUUCAAAUCACGGACAACGCCCUGGCCAGGGACCUAUUCCCCCAAGACUAUCAUUGUCUCGGCGACAACGAGAAUCGUCCCAUCAAGUGGCUGGCGAUAGAGAGCCUGCUUAACAAGACAUUCAGCACUGCCUCCGACGUGUGGGCAUUCGGUGUGUUAUUAUGGGAAUUGACGACGCUGGCGCAGCAGCCGUACGUGGAGGUGGAUGCCUUCGAAAUGGCUUCGUAUCUCCGAGAUGGAUACAGAUUGGCGCAACCGAUCAAUUGUCCGGACGAGUUAUUCGCGGUGAUGGCUUAUUGCUGGGCGAUGUCCGCCGACGAGAGGCCAACGUUCAGCCAAUUGAUCGUCUGCCUCCAGGAUUUCCACACUCAGUUGACUAGAUACGUUUAAUUCAGAAACCGCGAAAUCCUCCGCAGCCAGGCCCCCCUCCCAAAAACAAAACGAACCCCCUCUCCUUUCCCAUCGACUGAUAGAAUCCUGGCUGCAACUUGUACGAAAAAUGCGUGGCUCAUUUCAGAGACGUGGGAAAAAGAAAAUGGACGCAACGCGCCGGAAGCACGUGUAUAUAAUAGUAGUACUUAAAAGUUAAUGGUAAAAGUCGGCGAAGGAAAGUCGAGUAAAUAUCUGCGGCUGUAGAAACGUAGCUGUAUAUGUAUUCCAAUGAGAAAUCGUUCUUGUCGGGGAGAUUGCAUGCAAUUCGCGGAUACUAGCUUGUCCGACAAGACGUCGAGUAGAAGCGGACGAUAUGUAACGCGUGUUGUAUUUGUAAUAGAGGGCAGCAAAGUGUAACGGUAGAAAUCGACGUGUAUAUCGUACGAUCUGUUCCCAAUUUAAACGUUAAGACUGAAUCCAAUGUUCACCGAGCGAUACCGUGUUCACAGUUUAUCUAUAAGGUAGCUGAAUAUUUCCCUUCCCAAAAGAAACUGCCAAAUUACGUCAGGAACGAGGGUCGCGACAGUUUCAGCGCACAACGAGCUCGCGAAAUAGUGGCUCCACCGGCGCUGGAACUGUCGUGGCCCUCGAUCCUGCUCUACGUCAUCGUAAACUGCCAAUCUCAUAUUCAGGAAGCCGUGUAAUCGGACGAGAAUGUCCCCUGAUAAAAUUCGAACGACGUGAUACGCGCGUCGCUUGCCACGUGAGUGUUUCGAGUGUGCCAAUAUCCCUUUUUGUAUUUUUGUACAUAUUCACCGUGCGUAUGUACUGCACGGAGCUGUAAAGAAUGCCUCUGAGUGAUGCGCGCCAGAAAUGUUAUCGAAGGGCCCCUUUGUUGCUACGAAUCAUUGAAAUUGUGACUCGUUACACUUGCUUGGUGUCUUCCCUAUACACUGUUCAGAGAUAUGGCAUAUAGAGCUUUUUUUUUUAGUUAUUAGUUCGUUAAGAGUGUCUAAAUUAUUUAAAAGGCGCCCAAGGUUUAGAGAAGAAACAUUUUAUUUUUCCACUACAAAUAUUUAUAGUCGAAUCGACUAUUAAUGCUUACUAGCGACUAGUCCCGGACCCGCUAGAGCUUACUUAGUAAUUAAAUAUUCAUAAAGAAUUUAACGGCCCUUCGUUGCUCCUCUGUUAAUUAUUUCUAAGCACUGAAGUACACGGUUUUCGUCCAAUUUCACACUAUCCUUGCCAUUAAUUUAGCAUUACUAGUAUCUAAGUCGUGAUAUCCGAAAAUGGUACCAGAAUAAUUGGACCUACACCAUCAAUUAUCUAUUAAGACGAUGGACUUGCCAAAACGAAAAUUAAUCCUGCACGAUAACAUCUAAUUACUCGGAGAGAACAAGACAGAGUUCCCACGGGAAUUUCGGAAAGCUUCCAAAGCCUAAAUCUAAAUUUCAUCCAGGGGCGUUCUCUUCAGCUUUCCCGGUACAUGCGCGCUAGCUAUAAAUAUAGAGUGCCGCGCCUGGCUCGCCGAGAUCUGUGUACAUAAGCGAAUGAGAUGCGACGUGGUCGACGGACUACAUAAAUGUACAAAUCGCGGGCGUUACGAGCACAAUAAACUGAUUGAUACACGA